This is a messenger RNA of Hydatigera taeniaeformis, 3036 nucleotides long. The record is from the annotation of a GenBank genome assembly. Lineage: Eukaryota; Metazoa; Platyhelminthes; Cestoda; Cyclophyllidea; Taeniidae.
AUGUACUCAGAUCUAGAGUCCAAUGAGGAGAGGCUGCGUGAUGCGUUUGAGGAGAUUCUUCAAACAUACCUUACGACUGCUUUGGAGAAGUUCCCUGACAAUGAGGACCUCCUUGUGUGCUUGUUUUUCGUUCAUGUACGUAAAUGCGAUUUCAGUGCUCAACAAGCAAUCGCUCGCAAGCUGCACCAACAUAAUCCUAAGGACCGAGGAUUCCGAUUUUGGAUGGCCCUAAGUACAGUGCUGCAGGGUGAAAAGGAUGCAGUUUUGGCCAAGCGCAUGUUUCUUCCACUAGCUGAACGCAUUUUAGAGAAGGCUUUGAGUGAGGGAUACUUUCGUUCACAUAAGGACCUUACUUUUUACAUCUCAAUACUUAAAAGAACGGGCAAAUAUUCCAAGGCCCUGGAUCUCUUAGCCGACAGAAGUUUUAUGGGUAGCAUUUCUAAAUGGGUUGACUUAUUUCUUCUAGAAAAAAUUAACGAGCAAGAUUAUCAGCAUGACUAUUCAGAUUACCUUCUGGAACUGAACGCUGAACUUGGGAAUUGGUCUGAAAUGUUGCGAAUUGCGACGGGUAUGUUGGAAAAGGAUUCCGACAAUUGGUCUGCCUGGAGAACAUUAUUGUUACACGGAUUUCGCGAUGAAGAAAGGACGAACGUUUUGCUUUCACUAAUAGACCGGUUUGUAAAGCAAUCGCCAAAUUGUCGUGGUCCCUAUCUUGCCUUGAUCGAUUUUUCCGCAAAUCUCAUCAAACGUGGAAUUCAGCAUCCUAAUGCGGAGGAGUCUUUUUGCGUUAACCUCGCAAAUGAAUAUUUUGCUAAGCAUGGUCGGAAACCGAUAGGCUCCUUGGAUUUGUCCUACGUUUUACCACUUCUAAUCAAAUCCGAAGAAAGCCGUCUCAGUGUAAGGUUCCUCUUUUACCGAUAUCCAUCUUGUUCCUUCAUAGGGUCCCUUUUAGAAGGAAUUCGCGACAAAUAUAUAUCGUCACCCCUUAAUGAUGACGAACGUGUUCACUGUGAAGUGUGUGCUUAUCGUCUGGCACGAACCAACGGUUUGCCUCUCAACCUAACGGACCUUAUCUCGGCCUACCAAAUGCAUACCAAAAAAACUCAGACACCAAGGCGAAGUGAUUCUAAGGAGAUAGCACCUGCUGACAAUCUUCUUCAGCUUGCAAUUUCCGAGCUGCUGGAUCCUGUGGGUGGGCCAUGCCGUUGCGAAAGUUCUCUUGGAAGACUUCUACUUGCUGUCUAUUGGCUAGCAGAAAUAGGGCUGAAUUAUUCUCCAUCGAACCACUUUAUGCGCCUUCAAUUGUCUUCUAUCCUUUCACCAGGUGGUGGCCUUGCUUGUACAGGUCGCCAGUUAAAGGAGCUGACGCUUCUUAAUUUGAAGGAGGCCCUCAAUAUUUCCAUUGGCUACGCUGCAAUGGCUCCUGGGCCUAUCUUGACUAUCUUCGGCAACCAACAUCCAUCUACUGCCCUUCCGGAUCAAUUGAAUGUGAAUUUACUCAAAUUUUACCAGACUAUGGUCACUAAGAUUCGGUCCAUUCAGCGUGAAACAGAGAAUUGGCUCGUGUGUGCUUACCGACGUCAGGCUUUCAGUCGUAUCCAUGAGUAUACCCAAUUCCUUCAUAAAUUGGGGCAUUCGGGCUCACUGCUACUUGCUCAAACUGAACUCAUCUAUCACAAGGUUCUUGUCACCCCUGAUAGCUUCGAUGACGCACUCGAGCAAGUGGGCAACUUCAACAGUGAAGUGGCAUCUGUGAAGGAAGCACUUCUCAAUGCCUGCGAUAAUCGGGACUUCUCUGUUGUUCCAGAAUUCUCUCAUCGAAAGCCAGAUCUUGAAAACCGAAAGCGAAGUUUUGAUCAUUUGGCAAGUGCAAUUUUGAAUUUAAACCCAGAUCAACAGCUUUGUGCUUGGCUGUACCUUCGGUUGGGUUUAAUCAAUCUUUUCGGAGUCUGUUCGAAGUUAGUCAUGAAAGCGGUUCCAUGCAUCGACCAAAUCGGUACUGGUGAACUCAGCGAGGACUCGCGAAAAGAUCUAAAGGAUCUAGUGCAGAUGAUCGAGGAUCAAACGAAUAAUUUAAUGUCGCGAAUGAAGGUCAUGGAAGUUGUCACUGCAUUCGAUUGCACCAAAUUUGAGUAUACUAAUCUUCUUCUUACACCAGAGGCAAUUUUAAUAUCACCUCCUCCUCUGCCUAAAACGAACAUGACAUCUUUCUACGUACACGGCCCCUUCACGCAAACCCUAAUAGCUGGAAUUGAUCUACUCAAGUAUUUAACGGGACUUUUGGACAGUACCUCAGAUGAACCGCUAGAUAUGGAAAAGUGUGCAUUCUCGCGGCGCUUCAGCGAACCACUUUUGCAAUUCAUUGGUGAAUCUUCCGGUAUCCCUUCUCUUCCUCCACCUCCUAAAACUGACUCCUCUCUUGUUGGGCUUCUGAAUCCGAGUUCUGUUCUCGUUGGCUUUGGAGUCGCUAUGGAGACUCUUUCGAUUGCCAUUCUAUUUGUUACGGCAGCUGUUGCUCUGUUGCGACCUCGAAGGUCGAAGAAGAACAAGAAGAAGCAGCAACUCAAGGCGGGCAUAGAAACGGUUGCUGCUUCACCAUCAGCAAUUCAACUUGACCAAGUGGCUGGGUUGAUUCACUCCGUGGUCAUUCCGCAACUUCGGCAUGUGGCUAAUAGUUUGCAGAAAUUGGCAGCUGAUUGGGCUACGUGGAUCACCAACAUGGCACCUAGAGCGUUCGCUGCCACGGCCACGAAAGCUGCUCAAACUGUUCUACCGAAAAUACCUGAGGAAGACAAGGUCUUUGAUGUUGGCACAAUGCGCCUGCUGUGGAGCUAUUCUUAUAUACUUUUUUCAUUUCUGCAGUUUUACCCAUGGUACCCCAAAAGUGAAGAGACGUGUCCAUCGAUCUACAUAGAAAUGGCAGAUGAUUUGGCCUGUGGCUUUAAACAACUCUUUGAGAGGUGUGAACGUAAGGUAUCAGUGCUCGAUGGUGCCCUUAAUGAAGUUGGCUGUUUCACAACCACGUUUGAAGACUAA